AACUGUGCGCAAAAUAAAGUAUCGGGAAGACAAGCGCAAUUUGUUGAGUUGUUUUGCACUUGGUGAGAUGUGCGUGUGUUGACCGCUUGUUUGAACGUAAUGGUUUGCGUGAGUAACUGAACACUUGGCGAGGCAUUGACAAUGUUACAAACUAGUGCAAAGAUGCAUUUACGCGAGUUCGCGGCUGUCGGACUACUACUCGCGGUUUUCACUACGUUCGCCGUAGCUGCAAACGUCCAAAACGUAUGUACGGACAGCAUUGGUGCCUUGAACGGACCCGUCAUGUUCAGGCACACAUGGCAGGUGGGCCUGCCUCUAGAAAAAGGGGUGCGCUCGGACUUCAUGUACCUGUCAGUCUGCGAGCCCCUGAGCUUUCCUGACAGCUCUCCGGAGGCAGUGUGUAACGGCAAGUCUGCGUGUCGUGUGACUGAUGGCAAGGCGGAGGUGUACGCAGACUUCAGUGCUAAUGCCUCCAAUGUGGUUGUGAGUGAGGGCUGGUUGUUUGUCAAGGGGAACACAUGCACAGGAAGCUCCAAUACCAACUACAAAAUAUCCAUGAGGAUCAGCUGUGCAGCCCAUCUGGGAUCUCCGGAAUACUUUGUCGACAAGAAGUGCCAGCUGUUUCUCAUGUGGAGGACUUCUGCGGCAUGUGCUGAGAAGCCUGCACGCACAGAGGUUCCUUGCACUGUCCACACAGACACCGGCCUUCGUCAUGAUCUUUCGGGCCUCAUCAAAGACGCGGGAGGAUAUGUGGUGGAAACGACAGAUGCAGACACGACUCUGGUCAUCAAUGUUUGUUCGGACAUGCAAUCUGCCAAUGGCAUCACAUACCCAUCAAUGAGUGGUGCCUGUAUCCUGGAAGGCAAGGAGUGCAAGUCUGUCGGUCGUGUGCAUUCUGGCCUUCAGGCUAACGGCUCUAGCAUCUUCAUAGAGUAUCCACCCAGCCCCGAGUCAACACCAAGACCAGGCUGUACGACACCCCCGAGGACUGUCAUUCAGUUUCGUUGCCCACGGCGUGAACAAAGUCAUGUCCCGAGACUAAUUUCAGACUUGGACUGCCACUACUACGUCGAAUGGGAGACCCAGCAUGCCUGCUCAUUGGAUCUUCUUCGAGCUGAUCCAGCUGAAUGCAAGUUCACAAGUGAAAAACACGGCAUUGACAUUGACCUCAGCCGACUGAAGAAGGAAAAUGGUUACUACAAAACUGAAACAAACAUCAAUGGCUCAAAGGCAGUCAUCAAGUACAACAUCUGUGGCAAAGGCCUGGGAGGAGGUACAGUCCAGUGUGGAAAGAAGCGGGCCUUCAGGUCGGCUAUCUGUGUCGAGAUGAACGGGCAGUCUUUUUCGCUGGGACAGGACCAAGAACAAACACUUCAGCUCGUGGACGAAGUAGUUACGAUGAAGUUCAAGGACGGUAGCGAGUGCGGUUCAUCCGGAUCAAUGUGGUCGAGCGACGUUCAUUUUGUCUGCAACAAACGAGAAGAGGACGGCGAGAUGCAGUUCGGCUGGUUGGAUAGUAGCGCCUGUACUUACCACUUCAUCUGGGAAACGGCUCACGCCUGUCCAAAGGCUCUGGAAACUGACUGCAUUGCAGAGAAUGGGGACGUUCGGGUCAACCUCUGGCCACUUUCACGUCGUGAAGGUGGUACUCCUUGGACUGCUCUGGGCAGCUUGAAAAGUGACAAGGAAAGUGUCAUAUUGAUGAACGUAUGCGAAGGCCUUGGCAAGACAGAGGUUGGGAAGGAGUGUGGAGCCACCAGCACUGUUUGUGUAAAAAAAAGCAAUGGAAAGAGCGCCAUCUAUGGAACGCUGCAAGCUAAGCUCGUGUAUGACAAGAGCAGCAGAACUGCGUCGAUGACCUCGGAAGGUGGUCCCUGUUGGAAUGGCAAAAACCUUCGUUCUGUAAUUACUUUCAUCUGCAAACCAGGUGCCGUUUCCACAAGUCCACAGUUGGUCCGUGAAGUGGAGUCCGAGUGUCUACUGGAAUUUGAGUGGCACACUGCUCUUGCCUGCCCACGAGUGUCCCAUGUCGGUCAGGACUGUCGAGUCUACAAUGAUGCUCUGGGCUUUGAAAUCGAUCUGAACCCUCUCAAGAGCAGCAAGCCAUAUGCAUUGCAGCACGAAGGUUAUCGUUUUUUCAUCAAUGUGUGUGGCAAUGCGAGUGAAUCUCCAUGCGCUGGUGACAUCAGGAGUGCGAAUGCAUCGGUGUGCCAGGUGUCUAUUGCUGAUGGGCGCUUCUGGUCUCUUGGCCAGGCCAACACAAAGUUGACAUACAUCGACGGAAUGCUGAACCUAACUUACACCAAUGGAACCCCCUACAAUGACGCCGCCAGAACUCCGCGGUCGUCUAGCUUGACCUUUCUGUGCGACUACGAAGCCGGCAUUGGCCAGCCCGAGUUUACGGACGAAGCCAGCCGCACUUACGCCUUCGCCUGGCGCACCAGCUAUGCGUGCCCACCCACUUACUUUGUGGGUUGUGUGUACAAGGAUCGGCACACAAAUCUAAGCUACGAUUUGUCGAGGCUUAACCAAGCCAACCCUGACGGAGACUGGAUAGCAGAGGAGCAUGAGGCCAGUCUCACAAUCUUUGCUUACGUAAGCGUGUGCCGUCCACUGAAGCGUGCUCCACGGGGCUGUUCCUCCAAAGCUGCGGUCUGCAUUGUUCACUCGUACCGUAAUGGAACGGAGAGGGUGGUGAUCGCGAAUGCCGGCCAGGCACGUAAUGUUCCACGGAAUGUGUCUGACCUUCUGACGCUCGAAUAUGAUCACGGCGACCCGUGCCCAUACAAGAAGAAUGCAAAUUACAGUUCCGUUAUUCACUUCAUGUGUGACCUUAAUCAGCCCGAGCAGCUUCACUACCUGAAGGGUGGGGAGACCUGUCAGCACAAGUUCUUGUGGGUGACUCACAUGGCCUGCCCUGUGAGUCAUCUGGAGGCGCUCAACUCCUGCACACUAACGGACCGGCAGGGAACCACAUACAGUCUCUCUUCGCUGCACCUGCAGGACAGCUUCUACACGGUCACGCGUGGCGAUGUCGUUUAUGAGCUGAAUGUGUGUGGACCAGUGCACGGAGGCCACUGCUCUGGCAAGGGUAACACCAGUGUGUGCAUGGUGAAGGGCUCUUCUGCCAAGCAGCUUGCCAAAACUAACGGCAUGUCCCUGACUUCGGACGAGCCUGGCUCACUUCGCCUGACCUACGUGGGCAACUACAGCAAUCACACUGCCGCAGCCUUCAAAGUGGUCAUCGAUGCCACCUGCAACGAAGGUACCAACGGUCACCAUAUGUCUCUGCUGAAGGAGGAGCCCUCGCUCUUGGUGUUUGGCUUGUCCACACCCUUGGCUUGUGAACCAGUGCCUGCGAAGUGCGUCUUUGAUGACUUCUAUGGCUACGAGUACGACCUGACGCCCCUCCAGCUGAGCACCGGCAACUGGGAGGUGUACCACUCCAAGAGCAAUCGCCACUUCCACAUCUCCUUCUGCCAAUCACUGAACCCGAGCCCGGGCUACUCCUGUCCACCUGGUGUCGCUGUUUGCGAGACAGAUGCCCAGACGCCCACUCUGCCAGGCGUCAGUUGGGGAAAUGCAUACGGCAAGCCCACGGUUACCGGUGAUGGUACUGUGCUCGUACAGUACCCCAACGGUGGUCCCUGCGCCAACGGCCAUCGCACUCGCAAGACCGUCGUCUCUCUCAUCUGCAACGAUGAACAGGUUGGUCCCACUUUUGUGGCAGAGUCGGAGGACUGUGAAAUGCUGUUCGACUUCCAGACGCCCGCUGCUUGUCCACUGAAAAUGUCCAAAGGUUCGGACUGCCAGGUGCAGGAUCCGCGCUAUGGAUAUGUCUAUGACAUGUCUGCGCUCAAAAAUGCCUCUACAGAUUACGAGGUGCGAGCUCCUGGUUUCACGUACGUGAUCAACGUCUGCCAACCUUUGAAAUCCGCAAAGUCGGGAUGUUCGGGAGCUGCUGUGUGCCAGACUAAAACUGAGGAUCCAGAUUUCAGCGUGGAUGCCGGCAAGCCUAACAGCACGCUGGUGUACAGGAACGGCUUGGUGACCCUGACGUAUGCCCAAGGUUCAGGUGGUUGCAAAGGAAACUUCAACCGUACCUCUGUCGUCACUUUCGUGUGCGACCACUCUACGAUGGGCUGGCAAGGUCCCGAAUUCCUGUCGGAAUCUAGAGACUGCACUUACACGUUCGAGUGGCGCACCAUGUUGGCCUGCCCGCCGAUUGUGAAGAGCGAAUGCAGCGUGAUGCACGGCAAGGAUGGUCUCGUGGACCUGUCUCCGCUGUCGGAUCCCAAGAACAACUAUGUGGUGACGACGGCGAACGGGACAAAGUACGUUCUCAACGUGUGUCGCAGCGUCAUCUACGGUCCUGGUUCGGUGUGUGUGAAAACAGCUGGUGCCUGUGCUGUGCUUAAACCUCAUGUCACCCAGAACAUAGGCCAGGUUCAACAACCUCCAGUUUUUGAAGACGGCAUCGUCAAAAUCAAGUACACUUCGGGUGACAUCUGUCAUACGAGGAGCUCACGCAGCCAGCCAGUUCGUAUGCAGACAGUGAUUGAAUUUGAGUGUGACAAGAGCAUCAAGGCUGGAUACCCAAUCUUGCUGCGGGAGGAAAGGUGCACAUACUACUUUCAGUGGCGCACUGCCUACGCCUGUCCAAUGACGGAGGAUGCCGUGUACGAUGACUGCAAAGUGCUUCAUCCUCUCACCAAUGAAGAAUUCGACAUGUCUGCACUGCGUAGUGUGUUUCCUGUUAAUGUUUCUCAGGACGGAUACACUUACUUCCUGAAUGUUUGCGGGUCUUUGCCAGCAGACCUCUGUGGAAAAAGAGCGGGCUUGUGUGCCAUGGACAAUAAAACGGGCAAGGUUGUCAACUUGGGGCUGGCCAGCAAUCGGAUUCACUUGAUGCACGACGGAGUGAUGUACCUGAAGUACGACGAGGGCGACUGGUGCCCCAAUGCUCUCUUGCAACCUUACACAAGGCGAAGCACCAUGAUCCAGUUCGUGUGCGCAUCGGCCGGCCGCUCCCACCUGGGUCCACAGUUGCUUCACGUGGACAGCAACUGUGCCUACUACUUCGUGUGGUACACUGAGCGCGCAUGUCGUAGGGUGCUGCACUGUGUUGUCGACGAAGGAAAGGAGCAGUAUGACCUCUCGCCCCUUAUCAAGUCUGCAGGCAGGCACACUGUGUUGAAUUUGGUGGACCCUGGAUACAUAUACUACAUCAAUGUCUGCCAGCCUGUUCACGCCGUAGCACCUUACCACAUGCUUGCCAAUGCUGGACUCAUCAGGACAUCCAAAACGACAGGCUCAGUUGAGAGCUUGGGAGAAGUAUUCAUGGAGCCUUUUAACGACUUUGAAGGGCGCGUCACGCUUCUCUACGUAAAUGGAUCUCAGUGUGCGUACAACUCGUCAAUGUCUAACAGGGCACGAGUGAUAUUCGUGUGCGACCCAUCAACAACUGUGGAGGAGCCCACGUUGUUGGACAUUGACAAAGAAAGCUGUGUGUACAUCUUCGAGUGGAGGACUAACCUCGUGUGCCCAGAGAUUAACAAGAAAGCCGUACCCACGGAGGAGUGUACCUUCAGUAUUCCCCAGCACGGACUUAGUUUCGACCUGUCUGCCCUGAAGCCCGCCACCGGCUCUUCGUUUGAGGUGCCCGACCAAGAUGGCAAGGGAAAAUUCACACUGGACAUAUGUGGCAAAGGGACGCUUGCCAGUUCUGACUGCGACGGUGGCUCAGUGUGCUACGUCUCUGCUAACGAAAAGAGAAGCUAUGGAACACUGAGCUCAUUCACUUACAUGCAGGGUGGUCUUAAGGUCAUGUACACCAAUGGAAGCGCAUGCAAUGAAAGUGAAGCAACAAUGCACUCUGCUGCAGUGAACUUUCAGUGCGAUGAGAAUGCUGGCAUUGGCACACCUGUAUUGGAGCAUAUGCAUGCAUGCUACUCGACUUUCGUCUGGAAAACAAACUUGCUGUGCGUGCCAGACCACAGGCAGUGUGUGCUCACCUCUGGCGAUAACACGUACGACUUCGGACUUUUGGCAUCUGUGAGCCAUGUCAGAAACGUGACGGAUCCUGAAGGAAACAUAUAUUGGCUCAACGUAUGCAGUGACAUGAGUGCUGACCACCAGAAUGCUCAGUCAUGUCCAAGCUCCGCAGCUGUCUGCAUGCGUAAAAAGGACCGCAGCGGGCACGACUUCACCAUUGGGAAAGCUCAAUCACUGAAAUUGUCUGCUAUUGAUUCUAGGCGUGUCGAUAUGAUGUACGGCGGAGGGGAUCCAUAUGUCUGCCACAACCGCACCACUCAGCACCCAUCGACUCUGAUCCAGCAUGAGUGCGUGACCAGCGGAAGUAGCACUGGAGUCUUGGAGUUUGUCAGCGGCCCUACACCAGACCAGUGCCUGUUUGUCUUCAAGUGGAAGUCUAGAACAGCUUGUCCACUUGCCGAGGACGAUGUUGUGCCUGAAAACAACGGAAUAAUCAUUGAAAAGAGGCUGGGCCUUGCUAUGAACUUGUCUUCAUUAUUGAACAAUGCCUUCAACGUAUCUGAGAGCAGAGGCAAGGACAACUAUGUCUACAUGGUGAGGUUGGGAGGACCCGUUGUCACCGGCAUUCCCGGAGCGUGCACCAAGGCCAGCGUGUGCCAGACCAAGGGUGCAGCUGGUUUUUACAGGGACAUUGGCAGCUUCAGCACCAAGAAGUUCGUCGUCAGAGGAUCGGAGUUAUUGCUUGAAAUGGAGUCCUUGGUCAGCAAGUGUGGCCGUACGAAUGACAGUGUCAAGUCUAUCAUCAGCUUUGAAUGCUCUAAAUCUGCUGGCGUGGGCUCACCAGAGUUUCUUUAUGAAUCCGGAAAAUGUCAUUACCUGUUCCGGUGGGCAACAAUCCAGGUGUGCCACGAUGCUCUUGUAAGACUUGCGGAACCGGACUCGGAUCGCCUUGUCAGUCCAGCAUCUGUGUCAUCUAGCGCCACCGUUGGCAUUGUCGUUGCUGCCGUUGUGGUCUUUGUACUUGCAUCAGCAGGCUUGUACCUGGUGAGACAUAAAUUGAGGACCUUGGUUGAUCUCGCUUGCUACAAGUCCCUUAGUGGUAUAAGGGUACCGCAGUACCACUAUUCAAAGACCACAUCUCAGCUGCGAAGCACUGACGAAAAUGGAGAUACCGAACUGCUGACAUCGGGGUCCUCUCUGAACUCUGCAGACGAUCCUUUAGACACUCAUGUUUUAACGUAGGCGAUUGUGGUUUCACAUUGUCGCCUAUUUCUUCGUCAUUACAGGGCUCGUGACUGAAACCAGGGAAGCACGCCUAAUUAGACACGAACUCUCUCUACAGUUUUGAUUUCAUCGCGUAGAUUGACGAAUUCCGUGUGAGGCUGUGCAGUCUUUAGAGUCCUUUUAGCUAAGGCAUUCUUUUUUUUUUUUUCCAAUUAGGUUGUACACAGAAUGGGAACGAAUGGGCUAUGAAAAAGGAAUUGCUCCAUUGUUGUACUAGUAGCAGGGUGGAAAUGCUGGAAAAGUUUUGCGACGUGGUGCGACCAUCACGGCGCGAAGGUGUUUGAACACGUUGACUGUGAUAACAGACCUCGCAUUGAAGCGGCUGCAACACAUCGCAGCAUCUUCUGUGUUGUGAGAUUUCUAAGCAAUCCCAGCUUUACCAGAGCACAAGAUGUUUUCUUUUAAUUUCUUUGCACUUUCCUCGAUGCUAUUGGGUAGCCAUCAUUUGAGGGAUGCGGCGAAUUCCAUUUUCCUCUUUUUUUUCAUUGCCAUCGUUCUCACUUAGUUUCGAGCUAGUCUCAUGUUCUCAGUGUUAGGCUCGAGCUGGUCUCAAAGUUACUAUGCACUUGUUUUCGCCUGCACGCUUCCGUAACUAACCCUGUUAAGUGCAGCUUGCUGUUGUCACCACGCCUACCCCUCUCUUUUUGUUUAUGAUGGACUUGCCUUCUCUGGUGGGACAGUGUGCCUUGAUCUAGUCCAUGCUGACUCACGUAUACUGUACGAUAGUUUAGUGCGCUACCGCAGUCUUGUGCGCUUCUUGCCAUGUGAAAACGUACGAUAGACAAGAGGCACAAUCGCUGGCAACACUAGCCUAGAAUAAAUGUUUUCACUACUAUUUCUCAAGCCAUAGUUAUUUAGUUAAAGUACGUUUGUGGUUUUAUGCAGUUGACAUGUUUGCAUUCCAGGCUCAAUUCGCGGGAGUGCUUGGCUUUGUCAAGGUCGGCGUCAUGCGCUAGAGUAACCAAAAAAAGCAGAAUUGUUCUAUUCUCUUUUUUUUUUUAUUCUCUGCACAAGGCAUGCAGACAGAGUACAUAAUUGACUAGACUGUUACAUGUAUAUAUGCAUUUCAUGAGAGUGAGGUAUGGUUGAAUAAAUCUAAUUUAUUAUACA
Rhipicephalus microplus (southern cattle tick) is the source of this 8388-nucleotide messenger RNA. RefSeq names its product lysosomal enzyme receptor protein (gene Lerp). Gene Ontology annotation, biological process: lysosomal transport. Gene Ontology annotation, molecular function: D-mannose binding; signaling receptor activity. Lineage: Eukaryota; Metazoa; Arthropoda; Arachnida; Ixodida; Ixodidae. The record is from RefSeq and is a predicted model, not a curated record. Gene Ontology annotation, cellular component: trans-Golgi network.